Molecule: messenger RNA, 1143 nt
Organism: Arctia plantaginis
Lineage: Eukaryota; Metazoa; Arthropoda; Insecta; Lepidoptera; Erebidae
Source: the annotation of a GenBank genome assembly
AUGGACUACUUAGUGAAUAUCAACUGGAACAAAAUCACGCCAUGCCUUGUCUUAUUAGUGUUAGAAGUAAUGUUAGAAUUUUCAGAGUGUGCAACGCCGGUGGAGGUGAAUAAGCACUUGGACCUGGGCCGAGACUUCCUGGCGAGGGGGCAGCUCUCAGAUGCCCUCACACACUAUCAUGCAGCCGUUGAGGGAGACCCACACAACUACCUCACAUACUUCAAGAGAGGGACAGUGUACUAUGCACUUGGUAAAGCCAAGUUUGCACUGCAAGACUUCACAAAGGUGUUGGAGAUGAAGUCAGACUUUACUUCUGCUCGGUUGCAGCGAGCCAAUGUUUACUUGAAGUUAGCACAAUAUUCUGAUGCGAAAGAGGACUAUCUACAAGUGACGUACGCGGACCCGUACAACGAGGAGGCGCUGAGCCAGUACCACCGGAUCGACGAGCUGGUGGAGGAGCUGCGGCUGGUGGAGGCGUACUACCGCGGGGGCGAGUUCCGCGCCGCCGCGGAGCUGGCCACGCGCCUCCUCGACGUGUCGCCCUGGUCCGCGCACCUGCGCCAGCUCAGGGCCGAGUGCUACAUCGCGCUGAAUGAUUUAUUUAGUGCCGUAUCGGACAUCAGAUCGGUGAACCGACUACAGCAAGACUCCACAGACGGGUACUACCGACUCGCCACGUUACUGUACCGGCUCGGACAUGUCAGUGAUUCACUUAAGGAAAUUCGCGAGUGUUUGAAACUAGACCCGGAACACAAGAAGUGCUUCCCGUUCUACAAGAAGGUGAAGAAGAUCGACAAGCUGCUGCUGGAGUGCGAGGAGCAGAGCUCGGCGCGGCAGUUCGGCGCGUGCGUGGACUCCGCCGCCAAGGUGCUGCGGGCCGAGGACGAGGUCACGCUCGUCGUCUUCGAGGCCAAGAAGUGGAUGUGUUCCUGUCUCACUAAGGACGAGCAGUUCGCGGAGGCGCUGACGGCGUGCGGCGGCGCCCUGGAGCUGCAGCGCGACGCGCGCCUGCUGUGUGAGCGCGCCGACGCGCUGCUCGGCCUCGACAUGUACGACGACGGUGAGCGACACACACGCAUACCUAACACCCACGUACACACGCGGCGCCCUGGAGCUGCAGCGCGACGCGCGCCUGCUGUGUGA